This is a messenger RNA of Guillardia theta CCMP2712, 3387 nucleotides long. RefSeq lists its product as hypothetical. Gene Ontology annotation, biological process: calcium ion import across plasma membrane. The transcript has 3 exons. The coding region runs from base 1 to 3387 and encodes 1128 amino acids. Lineage: Eukaryota; Cryptophyceae; Pyrenomonadales; Geminigeraceae. The record is from RefSeq and is a predicted model, not a curated record. Gene Ontology annotation, cellular component: membrane. Gene Ontology annotation, molecular function: monoatomic ion channel activity; protein binding.
AUGGUGUCGAACCCAGUUUUGCGGAGGACGAACCCAGUUUUGCGGAGGAAGAACUCAACGAAGACGAGUUUCAGGAAUCCAUUGGGAGUCUUUGACAACCCAGAUGUCGAGGAAUCUCAUAUCGAUCAGUCAAACACAGCGAAAGAUUUCGCAUUGAACGAUGAGAUUUAUCAGGAGAUGCUUGGAGCGAAGCUUGCUAGCAUCAGGCAGCAUGUGAAUGAGAUUGAAAGAGAGUCAUCCUCGCGGAAAAUUCAAGAAGAGAAUGUUGCAACUCUCAGUCGGCUCCGUCAAUGCUCGACGAGAAGGGAGAUGCUCAUUGUUUUGCACGAGAAGAACUUGCACGGGCAGCGGCGGUGGAUUCCUUUCGUGUACAUCAAGGCGUACUCAGAGAUGAAGAGCUUGUGUGAAGGAAAUGAUUAUAUCACAGAGGGAAAUGAUCAUAUCAAAGAGCUGAAGAACAUGGAGGAGUACAUUCUCAGGAAAUCCCAGCAAAAAAAUUGGAUGGAAUGCAGGGGCCCAGUGGGAGAGCUUCCCGUGCACUUGGCUUUCUUGUUCGGACUGGACGAGUUGGGCAGGAAGAUGAUCAAGCAGGCUAUCGAGAAUGUCAAAACUGAGGAGCAAGGCAAGGAUGAACAAGAAGUUCGUCGACGAAGUUGUGUCAAUGUAACUUACGAAAAUGAUCUCAAAGUUUGGUUCAAAGAGACCAAGGAGGGUGAUGCAGAUCAUGCGAUUUGUGCAUUUAUUAGAGAACGAUUUGGGGAUUCAACAAGGGAGGAAGCUCUCCUUCCUAUCAGUCGCCUCAUGGACGUCGCAUCAGGCAAGGACGGAGGAAUGUUCACCGGAGAGAGCCUUCUUCACAUAGCGAUAGUUCAGAACCUAGAGGAGAGCAUAACUUGGUUGCUUGAGCAAGGAGCAGAUCUGCUGAGCCGGGCAACAGGCAUCUUCUUUCAACCUUACAGUAUCGAGGAGCUUGAAAUUGACAGAAAGCUUUUUUCUCAUAAUCGCCAGAUGAACACGUUAGGAGGAGCUUGUCACUAUGGGGAGUUUCCUCUUUCUUUCGCUUGCAGCGUCGCGAGCCCAAGAAUCUGCCACAAGAUCGCAGGCCGAGCCUUCAAGUUAUUGAAGCAGUAUGAGGAAAACAAAAUUGAGGAAGCUAAUAAGGAGCAGGUGACGGAGCUUGUGGAUUAUCUGACAACGUGGCAUUAUGAAAACACCGAUGAACAUAGAUCGCAAAAUGACAAGUUGGAUUGCAAGACCUUAUACUCGGCGUUUCUAAACAACCGGGAUCACCUAGGCAAUACUGCUCUACACAUGGCGGUUCAGCAUGGAAAUAUCGACGCAAUCAGGUGGCUUCUUGACAGUUCCGCGGAGCCAUCCAUGUGCAUGCUCAAUCAAGACAAUCUCACUCCCCUCACACUUGCCGUCCGACGAUCCCAAAAAGAAGCUUUCUCCGUCCUGAGGCUCAGGAUGCAAGACUUGGCAUGGACUUAUGGUCAAGUAGCGAUGGUGGCGACUCCUCUCUUUCAGAUCGACAGCUUCAGAACGUCAGAACGAUCCAACUCACCCGACAGGAGCGACGACAAAGCCUUCCAGCCCGUUCGCUCGUACCUCGUGCGUGACAAACGCAUGAAGAUCAAGGUAGCAGCCUCGUCUCUGUGGGAGAAGCUGCGACCCUCCCGCAGGGUUCAAGCUGUCCCCUACUCCUCCUGUGCCACUUACCAUCUCCACAAUGACCCCCGAUGGAAAAGCGCAGUCGAAGUGCUGGUGGAGCACGAGAUCGUUUCCUUUGCGUUUGUCAAGAUCUUCCGAGAUCUCGUGGACGGCAAAUGGCUCGCCUUUGCACGCUUUCGAUAUCUCCGCUACCAUUUCCUUCCCUACCUCACGUUCGUUAUCUUCUGCACGAUAUCCUUUGAGCGGAGAUGUCGACAGGUCUGGCAGGACGUGAUGAAUGAUGGUAUCAACAGCGACUCGCUGAUCAUGACGGCGAGCGAAGAGGGCAUCAUCAUCAUCGACAUCAUUGUGUACCUUAUUGGCAUCCCGUACCUCUUCUACCUCAGCUACUUUGAAGCUCGCCUUCGCAGGAGAGACUUGGAUCCCGACGAGGAUUUCCAACUGACGUUCGAUGAGAUGAUCUUCUUCCUGUACAAGAACGUCACUUCCGUGAGCUGCCUCACGAGCGCCACCUGCUUGACCGCCGUUGCAAUCUUGCGCAUCUCAGGGCACAAGGGAGCGAGGGGAUGGAACGACGCCAGUCAUUCGGCUAACAUCCACCGCGACGAGUUUCGGCUCAUGGCGUGGCUGAUGCUUGUCCUCUGGUGCAGCCUGCUGCACAUGCUCCUCCCUUUCCGCUUCAUCGGGCCCCUGCUGAUGACAAUCUGGAAGAUGCUCAUCGGAGAUGUGUUCAAGUGGCUGUUCGUCUACAUCUUCAUCCUCCUCGGCUUCUCGCAGUCCGUCUACAUCCUCAUUCAGGAUGCCUCCUUGGAGCACGGCUCCUUCCUCGGCUCUGGCUUCUCGGAGUUGCUAACGAUGAAUGCUCCCGUCUCCAACUUCGACUACGUCGUUCGAUAUCUCUACGUCACGCUCGGGGAUGUUCGACAGGACGAGGUGGAGGUAGCAGGGAGCACCUUCGCGGACGUCUGGUUAGUCCACAUCGCCUUCAUUGCCCUCUCCACCAUCCUCCUCGUCAACCUCCUCAUCGCCACCAUGGGCAACACGCACAGUCUUGACAUCUCCGCGAGCGGAUACCUCAACUGGUGGAUGUAUCAUGCAAACAUCGUGCUUCAGAUGGAGCGAGAGCUCUCGGAAAAGGACAAGAUCAGCCAUCGCAGUGGCCAAACCCAAAGGGAGGCUGUGAAUGGCAACCCUGCUUCUGCCGAGUACGCCUACACAUCUGUAGGAACAGCCCUGAUCCAGGAAGUGGAAGGGACAGAGGCCAAGCACAAGGGUCUGGAGUUUGAGGUCGAGCAGCCGUGGAUGCCCGGCAUGGAUUCCAGAAGAUCCUCCAUGCGGGACGGGAGGAUCGGCAGCGCUGAGAGUUUUAAGCGCCUCCACUCUGGGUCCCCGAGCCCGAGCCUAGCAAACUCUCCGAGAUUUCACUCUUCGGACCGAGACAAGCAGCUUUCGCUUCCUCGGAAAGAUGUGCGACCAGCGCCGAUGCACUCCUUCGGCGUAGCGCAGGUUUCAACUCAGACAAGAAUCCCUAGGGAGACGAAGUUUGACAGCGCGCUGCAAUGUAUCAUCCAGAGCUCGGCAAUCUCUAUAAGCCCUGUCGACUGCAUCGACGGGGCAACACAGACUGAGACAUCUGGCGACUCUCUGCACCGUCACUUGACGAGGCUCAAAAAACUUCCUGGGGCAUCAACGAGGCCGCGACGACCUGAGCCUUGA